Molecule: messenger RNA, 1243 nt
Organism: Ectocarpus siliculosus
Lineage: Eukaryota; Phaeophyceae; Ectocarpales; Ectocarpaceae
Source: the annotation of a GenBank genome assembly
CGCCUUGCUCUCCCGCCAGACACAAGGGCAACGACAGCGCCUCAAGCGAAGAAUGUCACUGAGUAUCGGCUCUACCGUGACUCUGAGCGAUGGGAUCAUAAUGCCACGACUUGGCCUUGGCACGUGGAGGAGCGCGACGGGAGAAGUAGAAACUGCUGUGAAGUGCGCUCUCAAGGCAGGGUAUCUACACAUCGAUUGCGCUUGGUGCUACGGAAAUCAAGUCGAGGUUGGCAAAGCACUUGCAGAUGCAUUCAAAGAGGACAACAUCAUCAGGGAAAAUGUUUUCAUCACGACUAAGCUGUGGAACACGUUUCACCGGCCCGAGCUGCUCAAGAAGAACUUGGACACGUGCCUGAAAGAUCUCGGGCUCCCGUACGUCGAUUGUGUGCAGCUACACUAUUCGUUCGCGAUGGUUCCCUGCGCAGACGAGACGGUUUUGGUGCCUCGGCACGCCAAUGGGGAUGCACACCUGGACGACGAAGUUGACCUUAAGCAAACGUGGAAGGCAAUGGAGGGGUUCGUCGAGAGUGGACUUGCGAAGACGAUCGGCGUAAGCAACUUUACGAAGGAAGAGCUCGCCUACGUGAUGGAAGAUGCGAAAAUCAUGCCCUCGGUGCUGCAAGUCGAGAUACACCCGUAUCUUCCCAACACGGAGCUUCUCCUUUGGUGCAAAGAGAAAAACAUACACGUCACAGCAUAUGCACCCCUGGGAAACGUGAACAAGGAGUUUGCAUCCUGUCUUGAUGACCCCGUCAUCAUCGAGAUCGCGGAGAGAAUGACCAAGAGUCCUGCGCAGGUUAUUAUUCGCUGGCAUCUCCAGCGUGGCGUAACUGUGAUCCCCAAGUCUGUCACACCUGCAAGGAUCUUGGCUAAUAAGGACGUUUAUGACUUCGACCUCUCGAAUGAGGACAUGGCUGCAAUCGAUAAGCUUGGCGAGCGCAACUUGCGGAUGUGCAACUGGAAGUACAGGCCCGGUGGAGGACGCCUCUACGAGGGCGAGACCAGCGCCUAUCCUGAGAAAUAGUCGAGCAAGUCGUCAAAUACAAUGGGGUCGACCCACUUCGUUCGUAUUACGGUAGACAUUCGCUUGGGCGUGCAUUGAGAAGCGUGAAGGUUGGACAGCGGGCCUCGUAAUGCUUGGUCCGGCCGGUUGUGUUUUUGUGAGAACAUCUCGUUGACCAAGCCUGGGGUCACUUAGGGAUUAAAGCUGUCGAAGCAAGACUCGAACAUUAUGGGAAACACU